AUGGCUGUGGCUUCGGUGCCAAAUAGUGCCAGCCAGGGCUCACCAGCAUGGCCCUGGCACACCCUGGGCUCAGCUGAGGUCCGUGGUGAGACCUGCAAGGAGUUUUACACCAGGGCAUCCCACGGGCACCUGGACCUGCUGCCCAGGGGCUCCGCCCGGCGGUCAGGGCUGCUGCGCAGGGCACUGACCUGCCUGGGGGUGAGGAGCAGCCAUCUGAACCCUGAGCAGCUCAGCAGCCUCGGGGCGUUGGUUUGUGACAUGGAGUCUGAGACCAUCACAGCCUCGGAUCCCAGCAUCCUGGAGAACCUGAAGCUCUGCUCAGCACUGACAGAGGCCCAGAGGGAUGCCCUCAACACUCUGCUGCUUGCUGGGGACACAGUGUAUGGGGAUCCCUCCAGCUGGCACCUGCAGGAGCUGCAGGGCCUGGGGCCGCUCCUGCUGGCUUUGGACCAGAGCACGCUGAGCUUGGUGCCCAAGGAGGCACGGGAGGCUCUGGGCAGGAGCAUCAUGGCCACCUACAGCAGCCAGGGACGUUCCCAGCGGGAGAGGUCGCUGCUGCUGCUCAGAGCCCUGGGGGCACCACCAGCUCCAUCCCAUCCCAGGCAUAAGAGAAACACAGACAGCUGCCCAGCAGUGCCCAUCACGUCCAACACCGUCUCUGACCCUGACUUAGUCCUCAACUACUGGAACUCUGAGGAGUUUGAGCUCUGCCUGAGCACUCAGGUGGUAGAGGCAGACCUGGCACGGCUGCUGCAGCAGCCUCUGCCCACCGGAUUCCUCCUGGUUGUGAAAAAAAGGCUGCAGCAGCUGUACCCCAUGGGCAUCCCGGAGGGGCAGCUGAAGGUGCUCGGGGAGCUGUCCCACCUGUACACACCAGAGGAGAUCAGCCAGUGGGAGCUGACAUCCAGUGACACUCUCCAGGCCCUCCUCAACUCCUCAGAUGGCAGCUGGGAUGCUCCUCAGCUCCAGGAGCUGGUCAGCAGGUACCUGGCCCUAGGGGGCAUGUGGAGCGGGGCCCUGCUUCAGAGCAUGGGUGGGAAAAACCUGUGCCAGCUGCUGGAGGAGCAGGUCGGGCAAAUACCUCCAGAAGCACUCAGGACUGCUGGACAGCUGGACAUCAGCUCUUGCUCUCAGGCCAGGAAGGAGCAGCUCUACAGAAAAGCUCAGGAGGCCUUUGCUGGCCACACAAACACCACCAGGACCUAUUUCUGCCUGAUUCAGCCAUACCUGGGUGGAGCUCCAGCAGAGGACCUGAAAGCCUUGGCUGAGGCUGGCAUUGCCAUAGACAUGGACAUGGACACCUUUCUUGCCCUAAACCCUGCUGAGCUAGAGAAACUCAGUGUCAUGGAUGUGAAGAAUUUGCUUGGGCAAAACCUCCAAGCCCUGAAGGAGGCUGAAAAUGAAACCUUGGUGAUGAGCUGGGUGAAGAAACAAUCCCAGAGGGAGCUGGACCUCAUCCUGGGAAUUGGCCUGCAAGGAGGAAUCCUGCAGCCCCCUCCCACGGGCACAGCCACCACUCCUCCCCCCAGCCCAACAGCCAGUGUCACCCCCAAGCACACUGUCCCCACUGCUGCCACCACCACCGCCCUUAGCAGCCACCCUACAGCUGUACCAAGCACUGCCCCCACCCAGGUCCCCACAACCCCUGGGAGCACUGCCCCCCAUCCUUAUACCAUUGGCCCCAGCGCUUCUGGGAGUCCCACUGCCACCUCCACCCCCACACCUCUACCAACCACCACCUCCACCCCUCCUCCAACCCCUCCUCCCCCCUGCUCCAGCUCCCCCCCUCAUCACUCUACCACCUCACAUAAGGUCACCUCUCCCCCUGGCACCCUCCUCAACACCACUGCCAACCCAAACACCACUUCUCCCAGCUCUAUCCCCUCCCCUGCUCUCACACAGGAGCCUACCAGCAGCACUCUUCCUAACCCAACUGUUGCCACCCACCCCACCAGCACCCCACUGGUGUCCAUGAGUCCCCCAGCACCUGGGGGUACCACCCCCCCUACUCCUGCCACCCAGCACACCACCACCCCACGCACCCACAAUGUCCCUGGCACCCUUGUCCCUAACUCCACCGCUGCACCUGCUGCCACCACAGCCUCAGAACCGAAUCCUACCCCCGCUAAGCCCACCCCAGUUCCCAGCUCCACCCUCUCCACCCAGAACAGCUCUGUCCCCUCCACGGCCAAGACUACAACAGAGGAUUGCAGGACUGGUGCCCCUCCAACACCCCCCGGCCCCUCCUCUACCACCACCACCACAGAACCAGCCCCAGCCGUGCCAGAGCCACCCAGACCAACACCCAAUGGCUACAUCAACCUGAAACCUCAGCCUGGAUCAGGGUCCAUGCUCUCCUCCUGCCUGGUGGCCAUACUGACCACAGCCCUGGGGAGCUCCCUGCUGCCAGUGCUCCUCUGA
This is a messenger RNA of Indicator indicator, 2421 nucleotides long. Its product is annotated as mesothelin-like protein. Gene Ontology annotation, biological process: cell-matrix adhesion. The record is from RefSeq and is a predicted model, not a curated record. Bases 1 to 2421 code for a protein of 806 amino acids. Gene Ontology annotation, cellular component: cell surface. The transcript is spliced from 12 exons. Lineage: Eukaryota; Metazoa; Chordata; Aves; Piciformes; Indicatoridae.